UUCACUCAUUUCAGUAGCUGAAUCAACAUUCAAGAAGAUGUUUUCCCGUGCUGUGAGACCCACCGUUAGCUUCGUGCGGGGCUUGGCCACCUCCUCGCAGAACAAAGCCAAGGUGGCGGUGCUCGGGGCUUCGGGCGGCAUAGGCCAGCCGCUAUCUCUGCUACUCAAGAAUAGCCCCCUGGUGAGCCACCUCUCCCUGUAUGAUAUCGCUCAUACACCCGGAGUGGCUGCAGACCUCAGCCACAUCGAGACGAGGGCCAAGGUGACCGGCCACAUAGGCCCCGACCAGCUCGACGCUGCGCUGCAGGGCUGCGACGUUGUGGUAAUUCCAGCCGGCGUGCCCAGAAAACCAGGCAUGACCCGCGAUGACCUUUUUAACACCAACGCUAGCAUUGUGGCCACCUUGACCGAUGCCUGCGCCCGCACUUGCCCCGAGGCUCUGAUCUGUAUUAUCUCGAAUCCCGUCAACUCCACCAUCCCGAUUACAUCAGAGAUCAUGAAGAAGCAUGGAGUGUACAACCCCAACAAAGUGUUUGGUGUCACAACCUUGGACAUUGUAAGAGCUAACACCUUUGUUGCAGAGCUCAAGGGCCUGGAUCCUGCUCGUGUUAAUGUGCCGGUGAUUGGAGGCCAUGCUGGGAAGACCAUCAUUCCCCUCAUUUCCCAGUGCACACCUAAAGUGGAGUUCCCUGCUGACCAGCUCUCGGCCCUGACUGAAAGGAUCCAGGAGGCCGGCACAGAGGUGGUCAAGGCCAAGGCUGGAGCUGGAUCUGCAACCCUCUCGAUGGCCUAUGCUGGCGCCCGCUUCACCUUCUCCGUCCUGGAUGCCAUGAAUGGAAAAGAGGGAGUGGUGGAGUGUUCCUUUGUCAGGUCUGAGGAGACAGAGUGCAAGUACUUCUCCACACCUAUCCUUCUGGGGAAGAACGGCAUUGAGAAGAACCUUGGCCUCGGCAAGUUGUCCGCCUUUGAGGAGAAGCUGGUUGCUGACGCCAUCGGUGAGCUGAAGGCCUCUAUCAAGAAGGGCGAGGAUUUUGUCGCCAACUUGAAGUGAACAGUUGACCCCCUUAAAAAAAACAGCUGUGAUUGAGAAUUUGUUCAGUCUAUUUAAAGGCAUCUGGCUAAAUCUUCAUCUGUCAGUGUCUCCUCUGUCGUUUUUGAUUUAGACUCAUCUUGAUUCAGAUAUCAUCCUUUUGAACUUGGUUGUAUUUGUUAUGUAUAAUUAAUGUUCUCUUCUCAAACAUUGCUUUAUCUUGCACUUAAGAUUUGUGUACAUACUGUAAUGUUGUCUAUAUUUUGCAAAAGUAAAUUUAAAUCAGAAUUUCAUAUAUUUUCAUGUGCAACCCCACAUUAGUGGAGACUUCUCUGCUAAAUGAAUGAGGAGGAAAUACUGUCAUGCCUGAUGCAAAAUGCAGUAGAUGCUGCUGUUGAGCAAAAAUAAUCACUUCACCAAUAAACAGUUUAGCUUUAAAA
Messenger RNA from Oreochromis niloticus (Nile tilapia), 1470 nucleotides. RefSeq names its product malate dehydrogenase 2, NAD (mitochondrial) (gene mdh2). Gene Ontology annotation, cellular component: cytoplasm; mitochondrion. The transcript has a single exon. Gene Ontology annotation, molecular function: L-malate dehydrogenase (NAD+) activity. Lineage: Eukaryota; Metazoa; Chordata; Actinopteri; Cichliformes; Cichlidae. The record is from RefSeq and is a predicted model, not a curated record. Gene Ontology annotation, biological process: tricarboxylic acid cycle; malate metabolic process. The coding region runs from base 38 to 1051 and encodes 337 amino acids.